AUAUCUUUAGGAUCCAAGACCCGGGCCAUUGGGAAUGCAGCAAAGAGCCAGAUUGUCACAAAUGUAAAAAAUACAGUACAUGGUUUCAAAAAACUGCAUGGAAGAGCUUUUGAAGAUCCUUACAUACAAGCUGAAAGGGCCAAACUUCCCUAUGAACUUCAGAAGAUGCCAAAUGGCUCCAUAGGAGUAAAGGUGAGAUACCUAGAUGAAGAGAGACUGUUUGCAAUUGAACAGAUUACAGGAAUGUUAUUGGCCAAACUUAAAGAGACUUCAGAAAGUGCUUUGAAGAAACCAGUGGCAGACUGCGUGAUUUCAGUACCCAGUUUCUUCACUGAUGCUGAGAGAAGGUCUGUAAUGGCAGCUGCACAGAUCGCGGGAUUAAAUUGUCUGAAGCUGAUGAAUGAAACUACAGCAGUUGCAUUAGCCUAUGGAAUAUACAAGCAAGAUCUGCCGGCCUUGGAAGAGAAGCCAAGAAAUGUGGUCUUUGUAGAUAUGGGGCAUUCUGCGUAUCAGGUCUCAAUCUGUGCUUUUAACAAGGGAAAACUGAAGGUCUUGGCUACUACCUUUGACCCUUUUGUAGGUGGUAGGAAUUUUGAUGAGGCUUUGGUAGAUUACUUCUCUGAAGAAUUUAGAACGAAAUACAAACUGAAUGUAAAAGAGAAUCCCCGAGCGCUGCUACGAUUGUAUCAGGAAUGUGAAAAGCUAAAGAAGCUUAUGAGUGCAAAUGCUUCUGACCUUCCACUCAAUAUUGAGUGCUUCAUGAAUGACCUUGACGUCUCCAGUAAGAUGAACAGAGCUCAGUUUGAGCAAUUGUGUGCAGCCCUUCUGUCCAGAGUGGAACCUCCUCUAAGAGCAGCCAUGGAUCAAGCUAAACUUCAGCGUGAAGAUAUCUACAGUAUAGAAAUAGUAGGUGGGGCUACUAGAAUUCCAGCAGUGAAGGAACAGAUCUCUAACUUUUUCUGUAAAGAGAUAAGCACCACGCUAAAUGCUGAUGAAGCUGUUGCAAGAGGCUGUGCCUUGCAGUGUGCAAUUCUUUCCCCAGCUUUUAAAGUGCGUGAAUUUUCUAUCACAGAUGUUGUUCCUUAUUCUGUAACGUUAAGAUGGAAAUCAUCUUAUGAAGAAGGAACAGGGGAGUGUGAAGUCUUCAGUAAGAACCAUGCGGCUCCAUUCUCAAAAGUAAUUACUUUUCACAAGAAAGAGCCUUUUGACCUGGAAGCUUACUAUACCCAUCCGCAUGAAGUGCCUUAUCCUGAUUCCAGAAUAGGGCGUUUCACUAUUCAAAAUGUUGGUCCCCAACACGAUGGCGACAAUUCCAAAGUGAAGGUUAAAGUGCGCGUCAAUAUUCACGGCCUUUUCAGCGUGGCAAAUGCUUCUAUAAUAGAGAAGCAGAAUGUAGAGGGAGAUCACAAUGACAUGCCUAUGGACACUGAAUCAUCAAGUAAGAACCAAGGCAGAGAUGAUGAGCUGCAAUUACCUUUCAUUAUUGAGGAUGAUACCCUCGACUCUGAGGAGGAGGAUAAAAUGCAGGUUGAUCAAGAUGAAGGUAUUCAGAAAAGCCAAGCCGAACAACAGAACCAAGCAGAUGAGGAAACUGAAAAUGCAGGAACCGAAACCAAAGCUGCUUCUGGAGACAAGCAAGAUCAUCCAGCCCAGCCGAAGGCUAAAGCAAAAGUUAAGAGUAUUGACCUACCUAUACAGGCUAGCCUCUAUAGACAACUGGGACAAGAUCUUAUCAACUGCUAUAUAGAAAAUGAGGGGAAGAUGAUGAUGCAAGACAAGCUUGAGAAAGAAAGAAAUGAUGCUAAGAAUGCAGUGGAAGAAUAUGUGUAUGACUUCAGAGACAAACUGUGUGGAGUCUUUGAGAAAUUCAUCACUGAAGAAGAUUCUAACAAGCUGGCCCUGAUGUUGGAGGACACAGAAAACUGGCUUUAUGAAGACGGAGAGGACCAGCCAAAACAAGUAUACAUGGAUAAGCUCCAGGAAUUAAGAAAAUUUGGACAGCCUAUUCAGGAAAGAUACAUGGAACACGAAGAGAGACCAAAAGUUUUAAAUGAACUGGGAAAGAAGAUUCAGCUCCUUAUGAAAGCAGUAGAAGCAUACAAAAAUAAGGAUGAAAAAUACGAUCACCUAGAUCCUGCCGAGAUGGAAAAAGUUGAAAAAUACAUUAAUGAGGCUAUGAAUUGGUUGAACAGCAAAAUGAAUGCCCAGAACAAACUAAGUCUAACUCAGGAUCCAGUUGUCAAAGUGGCAGAAAUACUGACAAAAUCUAAGGAAUUGGAUAGCUUCUGUAAUCCCAUUAUAUACAAGCCCAAACCGAAGAUAGAACCUCCCAAUGAUGGGCAGUCAAAAGCUAAUGGUGAACACAAUGGACCAGUGAACGGACAGAGCGGUACCGAAACGAAACCUGAACCAGCGAAGGACAAUUCUCAGCAGACUAAACCGCCUGGAGAAAUGGAAGUGGACUAAAUCUUGCAUUUCUUUUACUGAAUUAAAAUAGUGCAAGUAACCACAGGGUCCAUUCUUUUUGUCUGGUACACACCUCAGAUGUUCAGUUAUUCUUAGCCAACCUUCUGUCAUUUGUUGCUGAGUAGUUUUGAAAGUGUUUUAUAUUAAGUACACCUCUGAUGUUCGUUUCCACUGAUGCUGCUUAUGUGGAGCUUUAGCCAAAUGUAGAUUGUAUAAGUCAGUUUAAGCUUUCCCAAUAUAUUUUAUAUCAAACAUACAGAAUUGAUAUAUAAAUGGCAACAAUCUACCUUAUUUAAAGCUUUUAUUGUGGAUAAACCUCAGCUCCUUUAUUCAGGAAAGGAUACUGUAUUGCACUACUGAUGCUCAAGUGUAGAUCUAAUUGCAUCUUUAUUUUGGAAAAAAUAUUGGAAUUGAAGUGGCGGAAGUUGUCACUUGAAGCACUGACCUUUUCUAGUUAUUGUAUUGUUAUAAUUUAAAUAUUAAAAUAGAGGUUAGUUGGCAUACUAGUCCAUCGUGUUGAUGUACCAUGAGAACUGUACGGGCUUUUUCAUAUAAACUGAAUAAUACAAGCUUAAACAUUUUUUAGAUUCCCAUCCCAUUAACAACCUUAGUUACCAAAUGCUAGCAUAAUGGCUCUGCCAUGUGCUGAAAUUAAGUGAAUGGUCUCAGUGCACAUCGCUGUACAUAACGUACUGUGCUUACAAUAGGAUGAUGCUAAUGAGAAUAGUACGAAGGGGUAGAAUAUAUGAGGACUGUUGCAUAGCUUUCCCUUGAAAAUGUCUUACUGCACAUGUUGCUAUUUCCACUUUUUUUGUUUCGAAUGAAAUCUACAUCUUGAUCACAUCUUGUGCUGGCGGGGAGAAACAACAGAAAUUGCGCUGUGCGAGCUGGAUGUUAGCACCCUGAUUUAGAGGUUGCUUAAAAGCUAUUUGUUGCAAACUUGAAAGAAAUACUGAGAGCUUACUAAAGCCUUGGUACUCAGCACGUAAACCUUUUGGUCAAGGAGCUAAACAAAAGAGCUUAUAAACUGGAUAUUAUUACCCCAAAGAUGGCAUCUACUUGAUGAACUUG
Messenger RNA from Nipponia nippon (crested ibis), 3537 nucleotides. Lineage: Eukaryota; Metazoa; Chordata; Aves; Pelecaniformes; Threskiornithidae. The record is from RefSeq and is a predicted model, not a curated record.